Messenger RNA from Halichondria panicea, 1304 nucleotides. RefSeq lists its product as uncharacterized. The record is from RefSeq and is a predicted model, not a curated record. NCBI's taxonomy places the organism in Eukaryota, Metazoa, Porifera, Demospongiae, Suberitida, Halichondriidae. The coding region runs from base 66 to 1202 and encodes 378 amino acids. The transcript has a single exon.
CAGUUACAUGCAUGCAGCACUCUUGAUAACAUCUGCAAAGUCAACAGUCACUGAAAACGUGCAAAAUGGCAGAAACCAUACAGAAAGACUAUUCCUACUACAGAAGGUGGACGUAUGAGUUUCCAAUUGGUAUCCUAACAGCAAUUCUCAUUGUUGGAUUGAUUUCUAUUAUCUUGACAUCUAUUUGCAGAAAAGUACUGCCAAAAUGGACAAAGAAGUCGUAUGUCUAUCCAUGGCAGAUUCGUUUCUUUCUCGAUGGUUUUCGAGACGCAAUGCUCCGUACAACCAACUUCCUACUCUUUGAGUUUGAACACGAGAAAGCAGUUGAGAAACACGAGUACCGACUGUAUGGAAUCCAAGUUCACCUCUAUGUACUACAGUAUCUCUUCAUUGUUCUCCUGACUAUCUUGUCUUUUUGCGUACUUACAUUCUGGAACAACUUCCUGGCUGAAUCUACUGUGGACAGCUGUGAUUCGCUAUAUGACUGCUUUCCAAUACACCGAGCAAACCAGACACCUAUUUCAAUACCUGCAAUUACAAACUGUGAUGACUUCUCGAUCAACGAAAACACUACAGUACUCUGCUACCGAUUGGUGUACAGGUACUCUGAAGGACUUGGAGAGGCUGGUGGGUUUCUGUUCUCCAUGCAAGUGAUAACAAACCUACUCAUCUAUUGCGUUGUCAGAAUGGUUAGAGCAAUGCUCAAGAUAACGAAAAUAGCACUCCGUCGAAAAAUUUCUCAGUCAAACGAUCAAAAGCUGGACAAAAAAAGGGUUUUCUGUAUCUCUAUUAUUUCUAAAGUUUUAGUUGUAUCGAUUGUAGUGGUAUUGUAUUCAUUGAUCUUUGUACUGUGUCCGUUAUGGCUACUUUUAGACAGGCAAGACUUCGAGGAAACUCUUAGGACACCAGAUCGUCAGCUGCAGCUGUAUCUGUACGAGUACACAAUCUUCGUAUUGUUUUUAAUCCCAUGUAUUGUGGGGGUAGGGAUAUACAGCAGUCAGCUAUUCGACUCCAUUGAUGUCGAAGCAUAUAUCAACCCGCCCGAGGUUCAGAGAAAUACUGGUGAGCAGCCUCAGAACGAUCAAACAGCGGAAAGCCAAAACAAGAUUAAGGCUCAGAGAAAUACUCAGUCUCAGAACGAUCAAACAGUGGAAAACCAAAACAAGAUUAAGGCUCAGGGAAAUACUGGUGAGCAGUCUUAGAACGAUCAAACAGUGAAAAACCAAAACAAGAUUAAGACUACAAGAUGUUAAUGACUUAAAUCGUUUACUGAUGAAAAAAUAUCUUUAGAAUUUUUAGUUUUA